GUCGUGAGACACGUAAAAUUCGUUGAUAUCAGUUUCGCGCCAUUUAUUAUUUUUAUUUGCAUAAACCUCGGAAGCAUAUUUGUUGGUUUCAGAGACAAUAAUCUGAACUAUAUCUGAGUCCAUAAAUAAAAGAAAAUAACGCUAAUUAUAGCAUCUGACUUAUUUUUUAUGGAGUCCAAGUGUGCGCCGGUCUCUCUAUCAUCAAAAUCAUGUACUACGGGAAUAAACGGACUUUUAUUUCAUUUCAGAACCAAAUUUUGUUUUAGGGCCAAAUUAUCUUGAAUCGCUUCAGGUGACUUAUUAUUUGUGUUUCUGUUUUGACCAUCAACGGAAUUUUCUUCGUCAGAUAACUCAUUAUUGCUAUUUUCGACCUCAUCAAAUAUAACUUCAUUUAUCUCGUCAUCUUCAUCCGAAUCGGGAUAAUACUCACUGCCACUAGAGAUAUAUGGCGCUUCAUUGGAGUCUAACAUCUCCAUCAUAUCGUCAUAUUCCUGUUUUGAUAGCCCACAAAAGUCUCCACACUCAUCAUACCUUUUACGCUUAGAACCACGUGCUUUACUCAUAUUACGCGCGCGAUUGCGACUGUUGUGCCCGAAAUUAUUUUUAAAACUGAAUUCUCAACACGCAAAAUCAUUCAACCGACCUGCAGCUUCACCUUCGAACUAUGCAUGUAACAGCGUUGCCUCCAGUGCUAAAAUAUAGCAUAUCUAAAAUAAGUGAACAAAUAUACAGGGUGUCCGCUAAUUAAUGGUACAUGGAAAAACCACAGACUCCUGAUGUAAAAAUAUUACGAUUCAACUAUAUUUACCUAUAUCCAAAAGUUGAUAUUAACUGAGAUACAGGGUGUUAAACUUAAAACUUUUUUUUUGUUUUUCCCCAAUAACUUUAACAAAAGUUAACUUUUUUUCACAAAAAUUUGUAGUUAGGGGUUUUUUAGGUCGAGAAAUUCAUUUUUUUAACAAAUUGAGUGUACAAUGUACGGGGCGCUGUCUGCGACAUCUUUUUCUCUUUCAUAAGGUCACAACUUUUUUGUGCUUAACUGUAUUUAAGUUUUUAUUGAAAAUAAUACUUUUUUCAUAUUUUUACGUAAAAAAGGUAUACUAAGUUGAAGUCGCUCAGAGUUACCGUUUUGGAGAUAUUUGUAUUUAAAUUAUUUAGUGCACCAUGCACUCGACCCCGGCUGAAUAAUUAAUAUAAUCGGGAAAUAAUUCGCUUUUUUAAAGUAAGCUAUGAGAAAGCAAAUGAACUUUAGAGACGCAGUUGUUAGGAAACCGCCAUGUUGUUGUUGUUUGUUGAUUAGUUUAAAGUUGUCAGAAAAUAUUUAAUUAGUGUUUUCUGUGAUUUUGCAUCCAGUUUACUGUUUUGUUGAAUUUUUAAAUUUUUCUUAAGUUGAGAAACAAUGCCGAGGCACAAUCUUUUUUCAAAUGCCGAAAUGAGGGAUAUGUUGUGUGUAUAUGCGCAGGCAAAUUUUAAUGGACGCGAAGCCUAUAGACGAUAUUCAGAACUCUAUCCAAAUCGAAGACAACCUGAUUUCAAGAUCUUCAAAAAUCUUUACGAUCGAUUAGCAGAAACAGGUACAUUUCGUCCUAAACGGAAUUCCGCAGGGCGCCCGAAGGUUAUAACUCCAGAACAAGAAGAAGAAAUUCUGGUUCGCGUGGCUGAAAAUCUGGAAAUAAGUGCAAGACAUGCUGCUGCGGCAACUGGAGUAGGUAAGUCAUCCAUUUGUAAAAUAUUUCACGAAGAGGAUCUUUAUCCGUAUCAUUUCACUCCUGUGCAAAAUUUAUUAGAAAAUGAUUUUGCGCCCAGGAUAGAAUUUGCCCGUUUUUGCCGUGCCCAAAUAAAUGCCGACCCCAUGUUUCUGAAUAAGAUACUAUUUACUGAUGAAGCAACGUUUACACGUAGAGGCAUUUUCAAUUUUAGAAAUAAACACACAUGGGCAUUACAAAAUCCACAUUCAGUACACGAACAUCAUUUCCAACAUGAAUUCAAAAUUAAUGUAUGGUGUGAUAUAAUCGAUAAUCAUUUAUUGGGCCCUUUCGAACUACCGCCCAAUUUAAACGGGGAACUCUACCUUGAGUUCCUAGAAACACAUUUACCAGAUUUUCUUGAUGAUAUUCCGCUGGACAUAAGGCAACAUAUGUAUUUCAUGCAAGACGGAGUGCCAGCACACUUCUCUAGAGCUGUCAGAGAGUACCUGAACAACCGUUUUCCUAAUCGCUGGAUAGGUCGUAGGAGCCAGAGGCCAUGGCCGGCGCGAAGUCCCGAUUUUAACCCGCUGGAUUUUUGUGUAUGGGGCUAUAUGAAGUCGCUCGUUUACAAAGAAAUAGUGAAUUCCAGAGAAGAACUAUGGCAGAGAAUUUUAUAUGCUGCACAAAAGCUACGAAACGAACAAUUAUUUUUUUAA
Anthonomus grandis grandis is the source of this 2404-nucleotide messenger RNA. RefSeq lists its product as uncharacterized. The record is from RefSeq and is a predicted model, not a curated record. Gene Ontology annotation, molecular function: nucleic acid binding. The transcript has a single exon. NCBI's taxonomy places the organism in Eukaryota, Metazoa, Arthropoda, Insecta, Coleoptera, Curculionidae. Bases 1400 to 2404 code for a protein of 334 amino acids.